Molecule: messenger RNA, 1824 nt
Organism: Carassius carassius (crucian carp)
Lineage: Eukaryota; Metazoa; Chordata; Actinopteri; Cypriniformes; Cyprinidae
Gene: chrna10a
Product: cholinergic receptor, nicotinic, alpha 10a
Exons: 5
Coding region: 87-1682 (531 amino acids)
Biological process (GO): regulation of membrane potential; signal transduction; monoatomic ion transmembrane transport
Cellular component (GO): synapse; postsynaptic membrane; neuron projection
Molecular function (GO): acetylcholine-gated monoatomic cation-selective channel activity; transmembrane signaling receptor activity
Source: RefSeq, a predicted model, not a curated record
GAAAGACUAGAUCUUCAAUGAAUCGAACAUCUAUUCAAUUGUCAUUUAAUGCCCAAUAACAGAGUUUCAGUAAACUGAACUGUGAGAUGCCUGCCAAGAAUGUGCAAUAUUUUGCCUUUUUUACCUUCUGCUUGCUGUUUGUGCCAGUUUGCUGGGGGGCCAAUGGGAUCUAUGCCCAGAAACUGCUCAAUGAUUUAUUUAGAAACUACACAAGCGCGCUGAGGCCAGUGGAAGACACAGAAGACAUUCUGAACGUCACACUUCAGAUCACACUCUCCCAAAUCAUUGACAUGGACGAGCGUAACCAGAUUCUGACAGCUUAUUUAUGGAUACGGCAAGUCUGGAUUGACAAAUAUCUCACCUGGAAUAAGGCGAACUAUGACGGGCUUGAUACCAUCCGUAUACCUGGAAGUUAUGUAUGGAGACCUGAUAUAGUCCUAUAUAACAGCGCUGAUGAUCACUUCACCAGCACUAUGGACACCAAUGUUGUGAUCCGUCAUGAUGGCCAGAUCAUGUGGGAUGCUCCAGCCAUCACUAAAAGCUCCUGUAAAGUUGACGUCUCGUUCUUCCCCUUUGAUGCCCAGCAGUGUAGUCUGACCUACGGCUCAUGGACCUACAACGGCAACCAGCUUGACAUUCUGAACGCCAUGGAGAGCGCAGAUCUCGCAGACUUGGUGGACAACGUGGAAUGGGAGGUGCUGGGAAUGCCGGCCGAGAGGAAUGUCAUUCUGUACGGCUGCUGUGCAGACCCUUAUCCGGACGUGACCUACACUCUGAAACUGAAGAGAAGGGCUUCGUUUUAUGUGUUCAACUUGCUCAUUCCCUGUGUGAUGAUCUCUUUCUUGGCUCCGCUGGGCUUCUAUCUACCUGCAGACUCUGGAGAGAAGGUGUCACUGGGGGUCACUGUGAUGUUAGCACUCACUGUGUUUCAGCUGUUGGUAGCUGAGAUCAUGCCUCCCUCAGAGAAUGUUCCUCUUAUAGGAAAAUAUUACAUAGCCACAAUGACCAUGAUCACUGCAUCCACUGCCCUCACCAUCUUUAUUAUGAACAUACAUCACUGUGGCCCUGAGGCCAAACCCGUCCCAGACUGGGCCAAGAAAUUCAUCCUGCAGUAUCUGGCCAGGAUUUGCUUUGUCUACGAAGUCGGUGAGAACUGCAUGACCUCACAGCCAGAGAGACCAGAAGCACCUGAAUCCAAAAAGCACCUGAAAUCCAACUGCAACAUGAACGGCCAAGCUGGGAAAGAUGACUUUGUGUUCAAAUUUGAGAGAAGUCAGGAUGCCGCGUCUCCAAAGCUCCCAGGUGACACAGAAGAUGUGUCUCAGAUCAUGAGUCCGGCGUGCUCACUGGGAAAACACCCCACCUGUCAGUAUGGUGUGUGGAAGGAGGGAGUGUUCAUGAGCAUGGAUUGCGGUGAUGGGACGGCAGAGGCAGGAAAAGCCACAGAAAGAGGAGAGGAUGAAUAUCAUGAUGGUGGGCUCAAAGUGCAGUGCAAGUGUGAGCAGCAACAUCUCAUGAGGAAUAUUGAAUAUGUUGCAAACUGUUACCGCGAUCAGAGAGCCACAGCAAGAAGAACCGGAGAGUGGAAAAAGGUCGCCAAGGUUCUGGAUCGAUUCUUCAUGUGGCUGUUUUUCAUUAUGGUUUUCUUCAUGAGCCUUCUUAUAAUGGGGAAAGCCAUAUGAAAAGAAAUAAAGACAUAAAUGAAAGGCUAUAACUGAUUAUAUAAAAGAUGGCAUACAACCAGUUGGCCAUUACCACAAUAAAAGAUUACAGAUUAUUUAGCAUAAACAAUCAUCUUGAUAUAAAUUACCCCACUUACAGUAA